AUGGAUAUUAACGCAACAGAUUUACAUCAAAAAAUUGAUUCAAUAGAUACUAAACUGGUUCGUCUUUUGAACGAACGUGCAAGAGUUUUAUUGAACAUAGGAAAGGAAAAAAAAGAUUCAUCAAGCAGCAACGGUGAUGAAAAAGUAGAUACAAUUGAAGCUUUUAUUCCGGGUAAUGAGAAACAAGUUUUCGAAAAAACUGAUGUCUCAUGUUCUUUUCCGACAACUAUUUUUAAAAAGCUCAAGUAUCUUAACAAUGGUCCACUGUCAUCAGACUCACUUCAUGCAAUAUAUAGAGAAAUAAUGUCAGCUUCGAUUUCUUUGCAAAGAGAAACAUCUGUUGCAUAUUUUGGUUCCCCUG
Molecule: messenger RNA, 361 nt
Organism: Dentiscutata heterogama
Lineage: Eukaryota; Fungi; Glomeromycota; Glomeromycetes; Diversisporales; Gigasporaceae
Source: the annotation of a GenBank genome assembly